Aspergillus puulaauensis is the source of this 792-nucleotide messenger RNA. RefSeq lists its product as uncharacterized. The transcript is spliced from 2 exons. Bases 1 to 792 code for a protein of 263 amino acids. The record is from RefSeq and is a predicted model, not a curated record. Lineage: Eukaryota; Fungi; Ascomycota; Eurotiomycetes; Eurotiales; Aspergillaceae.
AUGCAGCAGUAUACGCGGAACCGGUAUUUCAGCAGUUACACCUUGGACCGGACGUGGCAAGCAGAAGACCGACGACAUGCCCUGCCUAGCUCCGUGGAACUGGCACAGAAGUUUUACAUAGAUGGUCCUGGAGCCCAUAUUCCAACCUCACUACGUCUUGAUUGGUUUGCUAUAUGUGCAACGACGUGUGGCUUCCAAACAGGUACAAUCCAGGAAAACCAAAUAGACUGGGCCGAGGAAUAUGACCAACAAACCAGCACACGCAUUCAGCAGCGACAUCGUAUUUUUCGUCCUUAUAAUGGUCCGCUGCUCUGGAAUCAGAUCAAAGAAGAUACAGAUGGGAAGUGCAGCACGGUCAACACUAUCGGGAUCAUGCUGUAUGUUUUCAGCGUGCCAUCAGCCAUAUUCGAUAUGACUGUGGGCUUGCUGCCUCUGCCUACUUCCUCGGGGCUCUCCAGCAGUAUCCUCCGACGAGCCACCUUUGUAACCAACCCCCUGCGCUUACUCUGCCCGGCCCGGUGUUUCCCAAUGCGUCUCAAUAAGGAGAUGAUGUCUGAGGAUGAUCUGCUAUUUAAGGAUCAAGAUCAGAACGCGCCGAUUACCUAUCCCUAUAAGGCCGAGAAUAAUUUUGGGCGUUCGUUCGAGGGUUGCAAGGGCUUCGGCUGGUUUCGGAUAUUCGUCUCCAAUGACAAAGUCAGGGGCGGCGUAUGCUUGGGCUUGAAGGCAGAAUUCGAGGUUCAGAAGCCCGGAGUGAUGGUGAAUUUCCCAGUGCGAUUCAGACGAGUGCGUUGA